AAGUCAAUUCUCUCUAUAGAGUAAAUCGCAUAAAAGGCCCACUAUAAAAUAAAGGCCUAAUAAACUGUAAUAUCUAAUCGGCCCAUAUAUAUCAGGGUUACAAGCUCUAUAAUAUAUGCGUCUCCCAUCUUCGUGGCAAACCCUAGCGAGUUAUCAACCGAGCCGCUCUCCAAAAGCAUAAUCGAACCUAGUCACAGAUUAUAAAAAAAAAUGUCGACCGUGGGAGAGCUUGCUUGCAGCUACGCAGUUAUGAUCCUCGAGGACGAGGGUAUUUCUAUCACGUCCGACAAGAUCGCUACUUUGGUCAAAGCAGCUGGCGUUGAGAUUGAGUCAUACUGGCCAAUGCUAUUCGCCAAGAUGGCUGAGAAACGGAAUGUGACUGACCUCAUCAUGAACGUUGGUGCUGGUGGUGGAGGCGGUGCACCUGUUGCUGCUGCUACUCCAGCUGCCGGUGGUGGUGCCGCGGCUGCUGCACCUGCCGCUGAGGAGAAGAAGAAGGAGGAAGUGGCGGAAGAGAGUGAUGGUGAUUUGGGUUUCGGCUUGUUCGACUAAGCAGCCAGCAAUUUACGUGUUUGUUCGUAGUUUGGUUUUCAUUAUUUUGUUGCAUCAUCUAAGUUACUACUACUUGGUUUGGUCUAAGUUGGAAGUAUUCUGCUGUAUUAACUCAAGUCAACCGAGCUAAUCAAUCAGCUCUAUCUUUUGUUAUAAUGGAUUUUGUUUGCUUUU
Molecule: messenger RNA, 726 nt
Organism: Brassica napus (rape)
Lineage: Eukaryota; Viridiplantae; Streptophyta; Magnoliopsida; Brassicales; Brassicaceae
Product: 60S acidic ribosomal protein P1-3
Exons: 4
Coding region: 211-552 (113 amino acids)
Biological process (GO): translational elongation; cytoplasmic translation
Cellular component (GO): cytosolic large ribosomal subunit; ribosome
Molecular function (GO): structural constituent of ribosome; protein kinase activator activity; ribonucleoprotein complex binding
Source: RefSeq, a predicted model, not a curated record